Messenger RNA from Thlaspi arvense, 912 nucleotides. The record is from the annotation of a GenBank genome assembly. Lineage: Eukaryota; Viridiplantae; Streptophyta; Magnoliopsida; Brassicales; Brassicaceae.
AUGUCUCUCUUCCAAAUCUCAAUCUCUGCAAGGAAACUAGCAGAACAAGAAUCAAACCAGUUUCAACUAUUGAAAUACCACAAAGGAGCUCUUCUCUCCGGCAAAGUAUCCGUUAACCUAAUCUGGUACGGAAAAUUCAAGCCAUCUCAUAGAGCAAUCAUCUCCGAUUUCAUCACCUCACUCUCACAUUCACCUUCAAAAACUCCAAACCAACCAUCUGUCGCCACGUGGUGGAAGACCACCGAGAAAUACUACAAACUCGCCGCAGGCGAUAAAAACCCAUCUUCAUCUCUCUCACUCACUCUCAAGACACAAAUCCUCGACGAGUCUUACUCUCUCGGAAAAUCACUAACCGAUAGAGAGAUUCGCAAACUAGCUUCCAAAGGAGAACAAUAUGAUGCGGUUAACGUCGUUUUGACUUCAGCUGACGUGGCGGUAACAGGAUUCGGUAUGAGCCGGUGCGGGACCCACGGAUUCGCUCGUGGUAAUUCGGGGAAACGCGGAUCCAAAUUCGCUUACAUUUGGGUUGGAAACUCCGAAACGCAGUGUCCGGGUCAAUGCGCGUGGCCAUUCCACGCGCCGGUUUACGGUCCUCAGAGUCCACCACUCGUGGCGCCGAACAACGAUGUUGGACUCGACGGUAUGGUGAUUAACUUAGCCAGUCUUUUGGCCGGUACCGCAACAAACCCGUUUGGUAACGGUUAUUACCAGGGCCCACAAAACGCACCGCUAGAAGCUGCGUCUGCGUGUCCUGGCGUUUAUGGGAAAGGAGCAUAUCCUGGUUACGCCGGGGAUUUGCUUGUGGAUACUACGACGGGAGGUAGUUUUAAUGCGUAUGGAGCAAACGGCAGGAAGUUUUUGCUCCCUGCUUUGUAUGAUCCUACGACGUCGGGUUGCUCUAUUAUGGUUUGA